AUGUGUUUAGGCAGUUCGGUUUUGAGUGAUCUAAAUGAUUAUGUUUCCUCCUAUGAGCCUAAGGAAAUUGAACCUGAAGUUGUAGACCAUAUGAAAAGCCUAGAGCCUGUUCAUAGGAUUCUAGCAACGGUAGAUUUGAAACUGGAGAAACUAACGCAAAGUCAAAGUCCUAUGACUAUGAGUAAUAUGAGUAGUUUUAAUAAUAGUGUAGUUCAAAGCACAAGCCAGUCUGUUCAAUGUAGAUUGCCUAAGAUGCAAAUGCCAGAAUUUGAUGGGGAUCCACUAACAUGGCAAGGGUUCUGGGAUCAAGUUUCAAUCCAUAGUAAUGCUAACAUUAGCAAAAUAGAUAAAUUCAAUUAUCUUAAAGGAUGUCUAAGGGGAGAAGCUCUAGCUGCAAUAUCCGGUUUGAUGUUAAGUUCAGAUAAUUACAAAGAGGCUAUUCCACUAUUAAAGAAUAGAUUUGGAAAUGAACAGCUAUUAAUAUCUAGCCAUAUGGAGUCAUUACUUAAAAUUAGUAAGAUUAGAUCUCAGGAAAGUACUAGAGAGCUUAGAAUGUUAUACAAUCAUGUUGAAAAUUGCAUUAGGAAUUUGAAAUCCUUAAAAUUGGACACUACUGGGUAUGGUUCCAUAUUAAUCCCUAUUCUUAAGGACAGGUAACCAGAUGAAGUUACCAUGAUAAUCUGUAGGAAGUUUGGGAAAAAUAUUUGGACUUUAGAUGGGGUAAUGGAAUAUUUUAACGAUGAACUAAGUGGACAAGAAAAUUGUUCUUCACCACCUAAUGAGCCUGAUAAGCAUAGGAAAGCAGGAUACUAUACCACAAGUGGCUUAUUUAGUCAAGCAAGUAAAGGUUCAUGUGCAUAUUGUAAUAAGGAAGGGCAUUUCCACUCUAAAUGCACUAUUGUCUCUAGUCCAGAGUCACCUAAGGUUAUUCUUUGUAGAAAUAACAGGUGUUUUACAGCCGAUCCAGGUUGAGCGUUUAACGGAAGUGUUUGUACCGUUCGUUGUAGGCGUUCCAACGUGACGUUUCUAGGUAUGUAAGCAUGCGUUUCCAGGUACACAAUUAGGUGUUGUCACUUCCGUUAUUCCCUGACAAACAAACACAAAUUUAUAUUGUUUGUAUGAGUCUAUUCUAUUCAUCGCUGUAAUUAAAAAUGGAUUUAAUACAAAUAAAGUGACUUACAACUACUACUCCAGUAAACGUGUUACACCUGUGUACAUGCGAGAAGAAGAACUGGAAAACUUUUCGUUUAUACAGUUCAAAAUGCAAAUUUUAAAAGAGGUCCCACACUUAACCAAAGCAGUCUCUCUGCGUUGGACCGUGGACGAAGUCGAUUUGUCGCCUUUGUACUUUAAUUACCAAGUCAGAGGCCUGUUGCAGAAAAAAAAGAAUAUAAAGAUCAACGUUAUAGAAUUCAAAUCGCCAGCAGCGUGUACUUCGUUUUCAUCCUGUGACGAAGCCCCCCUCAAAGGAAAAAUUAGCUCCAUGUGUAGCAGCACAGCCAGUACUUCGAGAAACGUUUCUAUUGGAAAAGCACAUGCACGUAGGACAUUAAUUCUUAACCCUGUUCAAAACCAAGAUGAUUUAGACACCGAUGGCGAUACGGACGAAGAAAUCGAAGCAAUGGAAUGGCCUCAUAUAAUGCUUCCGCUCGAAAGAUACGCCGUAAAGCAAAAAGAAACGGUUGAUAAUAUUUCACAAGAAUAA
Molecule: messenger RNA, 1705 nt
Organism: Paramuricea clavata
Lineage: Eukaryota; Metazoa; Cnidaria; Anthozoa; Malacalcyonacea; Plexauridae
Source: the annotation of a GenBank genome assembly